Cinara cedri is the source of this 836-nucleotide messenger RNA. NCBI's taxonomy places the organism in Eukaryota, Metazoa, Arthropoda, Insecta, Hemiptera, Aphididae. The record is from the annotation of a GenBank genome assembly.
AUGAAAGACGACCAGAAAAAAGGUUAUAUUUUUGAAAUAGAUUUGAAAUACCCUGAAGAUCUUCAUGAUCUCCAUUCGGAUUAUCCAUUGGCUCCCGAAAAUAUAUUUGAUAUUAAAGAAUUAUCAAAAUUAACAACAACUCUAUAUGAUAAGAAAAAAUAUAUUUUACAUUAUAUUAAACUUAGGCUUUAUUUAAGUUUAAGUUUAAAAUUAGAGAAAAUAUAUCGAGUUAUAGAAUUUGAACAAAAAGAUUGGUUAAGACCAUAUAUAGAAUUUAACACUAAUCUUCGCACAAAAACAGACAAUGAAUUUGAAAAAGAUUAUUACAAGUUAAUGAACAACAGUGUAUUUGGUAGGACUAUGAUGACCACAAGGAACCAUAAAGAUAUGAAAUUAAUUAACGAGGAAAAAAAAAAAUAGAAAAAUGGGUUGCUAAACCAAAUUUUGAUUGAGCAACUAUUUUUACAGAAAACUUAGUAGCUGUACUUAUGAAAAAAACUAUGGUUGAAUUGAAACAACCAAUUAUUUAUUUUAUUUAUUUAGGAAUGUGUAUUUUAGAUUUAUCUAAAACUCGAAUUUUUAUUAUAACGGAUUGAAAAAAAAAAUGAAAAAAUAUCAGAUUAUUAUACACAGACACAGAUUCUUUAAUAGUAGAAAUUUCAAUUGAUGAUUUUCAUACAGAUGUAAAAAACAAUAAACAACUUUUAAAUGAAUUUGAUUUUUCAGAUUAUCCAAAGAAUAAUAAAUAUGGAAUACCACAAAUAAAUAAAAAAGUUCCAGGUAAAUUUAAAGAUGAGCUUAAUGGUCAAAUAAUAACUGAAUUUGUUAUGAAAUAA